This is a messenger RNA of Fusarium verticillioides 7600, 1119 nucleotides long. RefSeq lists its product as hypothetical. The transcript is spliced from 3 exons. The record is from RefSeq and is a predicted model, not a curated record. Lineage: Eukaryota; Fungi; Ascomycota; Sordariomycetes; Hypocreales; Nectriaceae. Bases 1 to 1119 code for a protein of 372 amino acids.
AUGGCGGACCACAGCGACGCCGGACCAACAUGCUCGCCUUACGCCAGCGGUAUCUGUGCUGUUUACUUCUCAGAGGAGGGCCCUCUGUACAUCCCCAUCUCACUCCUCAGUGAGGAGAUGAAGGAAGCUACAGAUUUCCAACGCGACAAUUCUGCUCAUCCUAUGGCCGAACUGUGGCUGGACAACAUCGCACUCGAUGCAGGCCAUGUCAUCAUUCACUACCUCGUCACGGGUACCUACCAGUACCUCCAGCACAAGAAGGAAGCAGAAAAAGAUGCGAAGGACUUUUCAGCCGAGUUCGCGACUGCUAUUCGUGUCUACGUCGCUGCUGACAAUCUGCUCUUGCCCGCCCUCCGUGAAAUGGCUAAAGGGGAGAUCCUUAGCGUCGGCAAGUGGCUUAGCCUCCCUGCCUUGAUCAAAGUCAUGGAAGAGGCCGCCCUGCCGUUCAAGGCAUACCCCGGAAUUGCCGCUUAUGUCGAAUCGCGACUUUUGUCCUUCUCUCAAACCGCAGCUAUGGAUGGCGGCGAAGACCAUGUUGACGAGACACUCCUUGCGCUGGGUGCUCCGGAUACAUUGAGCCAGGUCGUACUGCGUAGCGUCCUGCUUUCGAAGGCUUCCCGAGGCCGUCAGAUGGAAUCACCAACCUACAAGUCUGCAUGGGGAAAUCCUAGAAUCGAACUGUGCCAUAUGGAACAGGCCAUGGAACGGGCCGAGGGCUCUUCGUCCCGAAACGCUGAAGCUGCUCGCUACGAAAAAGAAAAUCUCCAUCCACAGAAGCCAAAGGCGAAACAGAAUGGGGAGACCUCACGCCGGGGUUGGAAGCGAGUUGGAGCUCUUGAAGAAAAAGCCGAAAAGAGAGCCGAGGAACUCGCAAGUGAGAGAAAGUGGAACGCUACGCGUCGGGGUGGAUACGACUGGCCUGCCCGACAGUCUUUUUUUGAGGAAGUCGGUGAUGCUCACGAACACCCGCCCGUUUUCUCCCUUCGUAAGCGCCAGGCUUUCGAGCGACACGACCAAUGUGACAGUCCGACCGUCAUACCUGGAACCUGGAAUGAUCAGCUCACACCUGGCUCCAGUAUGGACUGGCCAGAGGACAAAGAGGCCGUCAACUGGUCAUAG